GGGCCAUGAAUAUGGCCUUCGCUGAGUUCGUUAACAAAACCCGACUAACCCAGCCCCUGAUCAAUUUCUGCGUGAUUGUGUACAUGGAUGAUAUUUUGGUCUUUUCAAAAACACACGAGUACCACGUGGAACACAUGGAGUGGGUUUUGCAUGCACUAAAAGAUGUCGGGUUCAAAGUGGCCUUGGAGAAAAGCGAGUUCUUCUUGUCGGAGAUCUUAUUCUUGGGGUACAUCGUCACGGUCGAUGGACUAAAACCGGAUCCGAGGAAGGUGGCAGCAGUUCAAGAAGCCCCGGUGCCGGCCACACUCACCCAGGUUCAAGCUUUUCUAGGGCUGGCAUCCUAUUACCGACACUUCAUCAAGGGGUUCGCCGGUGUAGCGAAGCCCCUAACGAACCUGCUGAAGAAAGAGGAGCAGCAGAUCGAGACGCCGGAAUGCGAAGCGGCGUUUCAGGCGUUGAAGGAGGCUCUGACAUCUGCUCCUGUGUUGGCGGGUCCCGACCCGACUAGACUGUUCGCACUGUACACCGACUGGCAGCCGCAGGCGAUAUCGGCGGUGCUAACUCAGCACGGGGCGGACGGAAGGGAACACGUCAUUGAGUAUGCGUCCAAGACGCUGAGCCAAGCGCAGGCUAAUCACGAAGCGUGCAAAGGUGAAUGCCUGGCGGUGGUGUGGGGGGUUCAGCAUUUCCGACCGUAUCUUUACGGCCAGAAAUCCGUGCUGACGAAGAUGCGUGGGAGUUGCACCGUGCGCUGUACAAGUCGGUGGCGUUGGGGAUGUUCCGAUUCUUUGUAUCACGAAGACCACUGCAUCGGGGAGCACUUCGUCGUCUACUACGUCAUCACACGGCCCAAGCCGACGCAGAAGGAGGGGACGGUGGCAUUGUACCCAUUCGCCCAGCUCCAGACGAUCGAUUCGGGAUUGUUGGAGCUCAUACAUCUUGAGCUCCUCUCCAUUGUGCAAGUGAUCGCGAGUGAGGAAGAGGAGAUCCAGCCACGAUUGCGGACGACGACGGCCCCGCGGAGAACAUACAACGCGGUCGUCAUCCCGGAUUACAUUGCGCAGCGCGCGGAGAGGUUGGAGGACUUCCCGGAGGAAAAGUCGUUGCGGCCUCCCUCGUCGUAUCCCCGACCGGUGCCACCCAAGGCCCCCAAGAAGACGCCGAAGAGGAAGAGACGCCACCCGUCGCCAAGAGUGCAAGGCAGCAAAAUCGGUGGCGGCGAUGAGGUGAUUCAGCCCGCGCGUACGCGGAAUCUUGACCCCGCGCUUGGGAGUGCGGUGGUGCUCGUUAAGGCGACUGUCGUGCCAUCGCCGCCCUUCCCGCGCAUGCCCGAUCUCAUUCUUGAUGGAGUCGGGCCAUCAGCAGCAGCAGCAGCCGGGGGAGGAAGCGGAAUGAGAAUACCGGAUCCCAUAUCCAGACCCCCCGUCCUCGGGGGACCUCUCCGCUCCCGCCAGCCACCACGGGGUGCCCCGAUCAUUGACAUUAGCAGUUCCUCCGAGCCAGACGGUCCAUCCGACAGAGGUGGAUUUCAUGGUGGAGCCCACCACCAUCAGGCUCGAGGCCAUCGCGGGGGCGCCGCGCCCUGAUCUGGCGUGGGAGCCAUAUCUGACACCCCCUUUUCAAGGGUGUAUUGCGGCG
This is a messenger RNA of Chara braunii, 1638 nucleotides long. Lineage: Eukaryota; Viridiplantae; Streptophyta; Charophyceae; Charales; Characeae. The record is from the annotation of a GenBank genome assembly.